Molecule: messenger RNA, 6964 nt
Organism: Neodiprion virginianus
Lineage: Eukaryota; Metazoa; Arthropoda; Insecta; Hymenoptera; Diprionidae
Gene: mura
Product: RING finger protein 44
Exons: 10
Coding region: 247-2343 (698 amino acids)
Source: RefSeq, a predicted model, not a curated record
UUCGUUUCAGUCGGCCGCGCGCUGCCCGUGGAUGCGGGCCUGUGUGUCGUAGAUUCGUGUGGUAUUAUUUACGUUGUUUUAUCAUCAUCGUCAUCUUCUUCUCCGACCUUCCAUACAUCAUGGCGCAGACGCGGGAUUGCUUCGCUAUACGGUUUGGCCAUACCGACCGAGUCGUAUAUCAGAUCUCAGCCAAACUCCAACUAAAGUCCUAAGACGCGAAGUCGUAGCCUCCGACGUUCGGAGCAAAUGAACGUCCCUGGAAAUCACCAGCACCGCAGUUUGGGCAUGCCUGGGCGCUACAGGGGCGGAGUAGGGGGUGGGGUACCCCCGGGGGGCCAUUCUCGGGGGUCUGCGCCCCACAACCGGGUCUGGCACAAUCACAACCAGCACCCACAGCACGCUCACAAUCAGCUUAACCAACAAUACAAGGAAUAUCCCCACCGGCAUCUUCAACCUCCGCGCUUCCAUAAUGGAGAUUGUCCAGGGGUCGCCACGUCAUCAGGCCCGACAGGAAAAGAAGUUUCUUAUCACGGCGCAGUUGGUGGAUCGAGCGUUGGCUACAAGCCGCCUCCCCAGCAUAGUCCGCAACCAAGAGGUCCACUACCCCUGUUUCCACAAGAGUCUGCAAGCCCUGCGACUCUUUCGCCUCCUUUGCAUAUUAAUAUCUGUGGUCAGGAGAAUGCAAUGCGAGGUCCUCUGAUUAAUUUGAGCCCAGGUCUAGGAGCCAGCAGUGUAGAUAUGGAGUAUCGCAGAAAUUCACAAGGUUUAACAGCUACCAAUCAGAUGCCUUUAAGCCCCGUUCAGCUACAGCCUUCUCCUACCUAUUACAGGCAAUCCAGUCAGGAUGAUGGCCGAAAGAGUGAAUCUCCGUCGAGAAAACGACGCCGAAUAUCUCGGAAUGGGACAGUAUCCGGAAUAGAAGUGCGGGAGGCUACGCCACCUGCUCCGACUCCACCCCUUCAUACUCCUCCUGCACCGUGGGAACUCCCUGCCGCUGCACAGCGCAGAUCACCAAGAAAUCAUAUAUCGACUCGUGGGAGUCCGCCAAUUAGAAAUCGAUACCAACGUUAUCCGGACUCAUUUGCUCUGUCCUAUCCUUUCCUUCACAAUCCAGGAAUCCACAACUCUCACCACAAUAUGCACAACACACAUCAUACUAUCCACAAUUCUCAUCAUAACAUUCAGAAUUCACAUCAUAACAUUCAUAACACUCAUCACAAUAUCCAUAAUACUCAUCAAUCCCAUCCACAUCAUCCUCCCGGUACCGCUCAUCAUCCCGCUCAGGGGGCAACUGGGCCGAUGGUUGUCGAGGUGGGCCAAGUCGGUGUUUCGAGUCUCGGUGUCGCGGUCGGUGGAGAACCAAUAUGGCACCCACAGGCAACAGGAUAUAGAAUUCCCUGUCAGCUCCAUGGGAUUUAUACAACAACUGGUGCUCACGCAUUUGCUCACACGUGUCAGGUGGCACACCAUCAUCAUCAUCACAAUCACUACUCGGCAGCCCAUCCAGGACAUCCAGGACACCCAAGCCAUGGCUUGGUUGGUUCUAUAGUUGGUACCGCCACCAGAGGUUAUCCUGCGCCAGCCGGUGGUCCUGUCACUGCGCUGCACCAUCCUCAUCCUCCCCCACCACCUGUCCAUACUACUCACUAUGCCACCCAUCAUCAGUUGUCACAACAGCGAGAAGUGGAAUUAGAGUUGAUCGAGUCUCACCAUCAUCAUCGCGUAGGUGGGACUGGUGGUCCACCAUUAUCUUUACCACAUUCAUUCUCACCGCCAGCUUUAGCUCAAGUUACUACGCCGCCACCUAUAUUUUUGUCCGAUACCCGAAGUAGUCAAUUAGAAAUGCUUCAAUCAAGGACACGUCGACCAACUGCAAAUGUCAGGAGACAGAGGCCUACACGGUGGCGCGGUACACCACCUCUACCACCAUCGCCUUACCCGGGCUUAUUACUACACUUCCUAGCAAUGUUCAGCAAUCCACCCUUGUCCCCAUAUAGUCAAGCUGAAUUAUCUUCUCCAGAGUCUACAGAAACUGAGAAUUAUGAGGCGCUGUUAUCGUUGGCUGAAAGAUUAGGAGAAGCCAAACCAAGAGGUUUGACUCGUGCAGAAGUAGAACAGCUGCCUUCGUAUAAAUUUAAUGCAGAAACUCAUCAGGGUGAUCAAACUAACUGUGUUGUUUGUAUGUGUGAUUUCGAAGCGUUACAAUCGCUUCGUGUACUACCUUGCUCACACGAGUUUCAUGCCAGAUGCAUCGAUAAGUGGCUCAAGUCAAACAGAACAUGUCCCAUUUGUCGUGGAGAUGCCGGAGAAUAUUUUGGAACUGGAGGUGGGAACAGUGACUGACCUUCUGAUUUGUAGGCCUGUUAAUGCCGUAACCAAAAUACAGCUUCACAUGAUCAUUUUUCGUCUUCACCAUUAAAUAUCGCAAUGCUGAUUUGCACCAAUGUGUGUGGGUAAGCGCAACGUUUACCCUAAUAUUAUUCAGUUAUCGAUAGAAUUAUUCUCAUAGCAAUAGCAUAUUUCAUCUACGUGUGGUUCCCACAAAUAGGAAUACUCGUUCAAAUUGCAAUGAUCUACUGAAAAUUUGAAAAUACACUUUGAGCAUUGUAAAUUAGAAGUGUGGUAAAUAUUCAAUUUGUUCGACUUAUUGUUGGCAUAACAAGCUGGUGUUAAAAAUUCAACACAAAUAUGCCAAUAAAAUCACUAUAUAUUUCCUUGUCAUUACGUGUCCAUGUAAAUUAAUUCUGUGUAACAGACAGAUAAAAAAAAGCGAAAACACUGAAAAUUAUUUUGGUUUCGUUCCCCGUGUGGAUUUUUUCAAAUCUUCGUAAAUAAUGUGAUGGUUUUUCGUCUAGUCUUUUAACCCAGAAUAUUUCAUUCGAAUCUCUGUAUAAAUACUUUGGACUUUCAUAUGCAUUUGUCUCGAUAUAUGAUAUUUGUGCUGUGUACUAUAAUAAUUGAGAGUUUAUUACAUUUCACCAUUACGAUUUUUCCUUCAAGUCGCGGAUGUAAAAAAAAUAAAAUAAAAAAUUUCUCAACACCGCAUCCAAAAAAAUAAAAUAAAAAUAAUUGUAUAUAUUCGUUGUCCGUACUGAAUUAAAAAUUUUAUAGAAUUCCUGUUGGUUACUCAAAGUUUACAAUGCUUUCAAGUGCGUUUUUCAAUGCAUCUAAUUGCUUUUUUGAAUAGUUGUAAAUCAUUGGACUUAUAGUUUAAGUAAUCGAACUUGCUACUUGCGAGCCGUUGAUAAAAGUAUGCAUCGUUUUCUGCCCCCCUCAUCAUAUAUUGAAGAUAAUGUUAAGUUGUUUAUCGGGCAUUUUCUUAAGACGAUAACUUGAUAAUUCAACAGUUGUUCAAAAUGUUUAAAUUUGCAAUUAACGUGGAUUAAGUUACUGUUUCAUCUAACGUUGUUUAAUUACAUAUAUAAAGAUAUGUAUGUGUAUAUAUUAUUUGCUUUCCAUUAAUUGCUUAAGUUUUUAAACGCAUCAUUUGAUAUAAAAUAAUUUGUAAAUAUAAAUCUUGGUUUCAACCUUUAACCAAAUGUAGGUUUUAAGUUUUGCAAUAAAAGCUAUAUUAUUAUAUCAAGUCAUUGGCUUUUAGUGUUUAACUAGCUACGGGGGUGAAUAUGUUCAAUGCAAUUUUUCGAAUAAGUAAUUAAUAUAUAUAUAUAUAGCUUCAUUGUUGUUUUAUUUUAUGAUUGUUUAUCAACGCAGUUGUUAAUCGAGAUAAUAAACCUAAUUCCUCGUCAAGGAACAAGUUCCAUUAUUAGAAUACGAUAAAUAUUCGCUGGUUUUCAUUCAUCUCACAACAAAACCCACGCAACUCAAAUGUAUGUACAUACAUAUAGAUGACAGUUCCAGAUGCUAAAAAAAUCUAAGCAUUGUGUAGAACACUCAAUGUACGGGCUUAUUUAAUAUGAUUUAUUUUUUUGCGUUUCAAAUUCUAGAUUUAAAACUAGUUGGGAUAUCAGCAUAAACUGUAAUGAAUUUGGACACAAUUCCGAAACCUUCUAUUUCUGUAUAAGUAUCUUUAUAUACAUGUAUCUUAGAGUCUGCGUGCAUGGAUUUUGUUGAUGAAAAAAAAGCUCCUGCUGUAUGAAACUUGCAAGCAAUAGUUGACUACAAAAAAGAAGAGAAAAAGGUUAAAAAAAAUUAAAAGUACCGCUUCUGUUUCCUGCAUAACUACCUCUGAAGAAUGAAUGGAACAAUGAAUACUUUUUUAUACACCGGUAAACAAUAAUCUUUAUAAUAAACCACCUAAUUACAAUGCCAUGUUAAUAAUUAAUUGGUUGAUGAAUUAUCCAUUAAUUAUUUUACAUUAUAAAUGCUAAUGCUAAUAUUAGCACGCUGUAGUAAUCGAUUAGCAUUGGCUGGAUGGAAUGGUAUGCAGAAGGUCUUGUUAAAAAAGGGUGCUUUUGCGAUAUUUUUUUUUCAGCCAUUUAUUGUUAAUGAUUUGAAUGAUAAGUUAAUUUAAUUGUUGGUGCGAAGAGAGAAAAAAAAAUUCUUUUAGCUGUAAAAGCAUGGGAAGUUUAAAAACUUCACUUUGGUUGCGUAUAGUGAUGUGGCCUCUUUAAUGCUAUUAUGGCGAAUUGAGGUUUCAGUCCUUGGCAGCCUGCAAUAUUGGCACCUCCUAGCAAACUUUAAGCCAGUGAUAUAAUCUUCACCCCACAGAAGAUACUUCUGGAGAUAAUCUACUGAUUACACUUUAUAGAUCGAUAAUUUAGUUAGUUUGUUUAUUCUUCUGCUACAAUUAAUGUCUUUCAUACACAUGUGGUAGUCGGUAACAGCGAUUAUAUCUACUAAAAAAUGUUGGUACUUUUUUUUUUUGUUGUUCAUUAAUUGUAGGAAAUUUGCAUAGCACAUAAAAAUAUUAGUUAGGAAUAUUUUCAAUUACUUAUAACUCUAAGAGUGAUUCACAAUGAAGUGCUGAGUAUCAUUAACCAAAAUUGACAGGAUGUUGAUUAUGGGAAAAGGGACAGAUUCUCGUUGGAAUUAGAUCCGUUCAAAAUGCGGAGCAAAAAAUGUUCGUAUUGUACAAUUAAAUUGUUUUCCAUUCCUACACCUUAAAAUUGAUAUGUCUAUGCGUCAACUAGUUAUUUGAUAUAUUUUACUGAUAAUUAGCACUUAUUUUUAUUGUACGUACUAUGAAGUUUACUUAUAUUCACAUUUUCUAUUGGAAAUUGAACAACGUGCUUGCUCAAACCAUUCCAUUCCUGCCCCUUUUCUCACGUAGAUUUAGAUAAAUAAGACAAUUUGAAGAGCUGAAUUUGUGUAGUUAGGCAAUUAUCGUUUUGUUAAUCGAUCGAAUCUUUUACGUAUAAUUAUGCAUAAUAAUGGUAACAUUAACAUUAUCAUUGUGGUUGUUAUUAUUAUUAUUUAAUGAUAAUGAUAACAAUAACGGUAAAUUACAAUAGCCAAUAAAUACUAUUUGUCACUUCGAUUUAAUAACUACUUGUAAUUAAUGUUGUUUAAACUUGUUAACGUGUAGAGAAUGGGUGUUGAGUAAUUGCUUUUUCAAUUUGCUUUGUAUAGUUUUUUUAUUUUUUUCCUUUUUUUUCGAUGUAUACUAGGGGACAAUUUUCGGUCGAGUUAUACAUAGAUUAUAUACUAUGCAUAUAUAAUUACUCGUAUCAAUAAUUGGUUGGCUUUUCAACGCUCUUUCCGUUAUUUUACGGUGUCUCUUCACCAUGGUAUAAAAAAGAAAUUUUUGAAACAAAACCGUAUAUACGUAAUUAAUUGAACAAAAAAAAAGAUUUACAUCACAAAUGCAUACUAAAUAAUAUUAGACUCUUCGUGCAAAUCGAUUCAAAUAUCAAUUUAUGGUACAGAGAUUCAAAUAUUGGCAGAUACUGUUGGUCCUAGAAGUGUAAGAACACAUAUCAUUUUGAUUACGAUACUGUUUAUAUACCUGUGUAAUAGUUGCAGGAGAAAUAUUUCAAAAUUAAUUGAAUUUUCUGGAACUAGUCCAUUAUGUUUGCUGUUUAUUGAAAUAAUUUGGCCUCAGAAAAUAUGUUUAUUCGGCUUUCUUUCUAUAUAUACAAAUGAAUACACAGGCGAACUUAAAUAAUCUGAAAAUUAUUAUGUUUAAUUAAUUGUAAGGUGACCUGUGUUAUAUUUGGCUAGUUAUUAUGUUAUGCUUGAGUUCAAUAAUUAUACUUUCGAUGGAGUGAUGUGGGAAAAUUAAGCCAUCAAAAUGAAGUGUAUAAAGGAAUUAAAUAUGCUGCAGUUUUUUUUUCGUUUUUUCUUUCAUUUCGAUACUCUUGCAGAUGAGGUUAAGUAAAAUUCUUCACAUGGAAUAGAUACAUUAUUUUCACUCGAAUAUAUUUGAGCAAGUUACAUAAUUACAUAAACAAAUUUCUGAUUUCUAUUUCGACAAUAGAAUAUAGAUUACCACUACCGUCUGAUGAUUUUUCAUGAUUUUCCACGAUUUUCCACGAUUUUCAUGGUAGUAGACAACAAUAAAAGCAAAGUACAAUGCUUAUACAACUAAUUGUAAAAAAGUGCAAGUUAAACGUGUAACAAUUGUGAUUAUUGUACGCAGGAUGCCUAUGAUUGGGACAGCAUAGCGGCCAUAUUCUAGAAUUUUCAUUGUAGUUUGAUUUGGUGAUGAUUUACCCAAGCAAAUAGUAAGACUUCUAUUCAAAGAACAUAGUUUUUUAACAUCGGUGAAAAUCCUACAUUAUUACAAACCUGCCCAAUUAAUGUUUAGCCACGAGGAAAAAAAAAUAUAUAUAUAUAUAAAUAUAUAUUUAAUUUGUGUAACUAUUAUUGAUGAAUAUAUAAUGAUAAUUGAAUAUUAAUCGCUUGUGCAACACACACAUCCACACACACAUAUAUGCGUUAUAUAUGUAAUUACAAAUAAUUAACAAUAAUACUGCAGCAAUGGAAGUGUAAUUGUACAGACGCGAAAGACGAUGCCAAACAUUAUAUUAUUAUUAACUCUUAUUAUUAAACAAAUUACAUAAAG